UCAAAAUAAUUAAAUAUUAUUUUCUCAGUUUGUUUAGUUAAUCGGAAUCAUGACCAACUCGCUUUCGCUCAGUUCGCUCUUGGAGGAGUCCAAGCGCCUGACCACGCACCUAACUUCAACCGAAAUCCCAACCGUUCAGCGCGGAAUCGACCUCCUCGAAGCAGAGUCGCGCAAGCUGGUUGCGCGCUCUGUGCGCAAUUCGACUGCUGCCUCCGGUCGCACGCUCCUAGACCCGCGCGCGCAAUCGCUGCUGGCCAGCUCCGGCGUCGAUACGGACGAGCUGACCGAGAACGUCGCUUCGACCGCCAUGCUCUCGGCUUUUGAGAUGCUGCAGCCGUCCUACGACGCCAAUGUUGAGAGCUUUUUGGCCCAGCAGCAGGAGCAGUCCAUUGUUAACGCCAUCGAGGAGAGCGAGCUGUCGACCCUGGAUGAUUUUGACCGCAACAUGACCGCACACAUGCAGCAGGUGUGGGAGGAUACCCAGCGCCGCCUGUUCGAAGAGCUUGGCCAGUACCAGGGAACCGAGCCCUCGCCCUUUGCCGCGUCCAUCGGUUUGGCCGGCGGCUCGCACGCCGACGGCGUCACAGCUUUUGAUCUUGUGGACACUCGCGCCGACGGGCCCAAGGUCGCCCACCCGCGCGUCGAGCGCUACGCACAGGUCGUGCGCAAGCUCAACGAUGCUCGCGUCUCUGCCGCCGCGCGCUCAUCGUCGGCUGUGCAGUUCGACCUGCUGUCUGGCUUUGAGAAGGCCACAACGGACAGCAGCCAGGAGCUGAAGAGCAAGCAGAUCUCGCAGGUGUGGAGCCUCCUGUCCCGGUACGCCUCAACGGGAGGCAGCAACAUUGUGGGCGGCGCGUGCGACUAUCUAGAGCACACCUUUAUUGAGCACAUUGACCGCGUCAUCGCCCAGUACCCGCACGAGGCCAACGUCGGCGGCGUCCCCUCCGUGCACCGCAAGAUCCAGGGCUAUCUCAAGGUGCUCUUUGGCCGCCUGGGCCGCGUGCCCACCUUCCUCGAGGUCUUCAACGGUGAGGCCAUCUGGGCGCACAUGUUCAUGCUCUACCGCUGCGGAUACCGCCAGGAGAUGCUCAAGUAUGCUCUGGAGAUGGAGGACAUCAUCACAGACAGCGACCCAUGCUUUGUCAUACACCUGAAGGCCUUUAUCGACCGCACCCCCGGCCUGCACCAGGCGGACUUUGCGGUCACCGCCGCGUCGCUCGAGGACCCCUACAAGGCAGCGCUGUACAAGGUGCUUGGCCGCGGCAACGUCCCGCGCAAGGCCUCAUCCGAGGUUGUCCAAACCACUGAGGACUACCUGUGGUCCAGCCUGGUUCAGAUUCGUGAGGCUGACGCCAUUGCCGCCGCCACAUCCUCGGUCCACCCGCGCAGUACGCUGGACGACCUGCAGAAGCUGAUGCUCAAGUUUGGCCCCGUUCACUUUGACCCUCACGGCAAUAACCCGUUGCUCUACCUGCGUGUCCUGCUGCUGUGCGGGCUGUUUGAGCACGCCGUCGACUACCUCCUGCAGGUCGACCGUUUCCAGAUUGAGGCCGUGCACAUGGCCAUCGCCCUGGCGUUCUAUCGCUUGCUCCGCGUGCCAUCCGUCGACUCGGCCGAGAUGACCGCCACUGCGGCGUCAAUGUCCAGCUACCUGGUCGUAGAUGCCGGCGCUGCCACUGCCGCCGACGACCACCCGUCGCUCGACUUCUCGCGCAUGGUUAUUCACUACGCCCGCGCGCUGCCCGACUCUGCCGCCGACGACGCCAUCAACUACUUGCUGCUUCUGACCCUGCCGACCGACAACAGCAGAAACAGCAACAGCAACAACGCUGUUCGUCAGCGCGCCCAAUGCGAGCAGGCGAUUGUGCGCAUCCUGUACGAGAAGCAGGACUACGCCCAUUUCCUCGGCGACAUCCAGUCCGAUGGCACGCGCCGGCGCGGCUUCCUCGAGCGCUACCUGCCACUUAUGGGCAUUACCACGAGCGAGCAGUUCUCUCAGGCCAUCAUCCGCCGCCUCGCCGACCGUAGCCGCGAUGAGGGUCGCCUGGCCGACACUGUGCUUCUGUACAACCUGGGAGAGCGCUACAACACGGUGCUCAACGUCCUUUGCAAGCAGCUCGGCGAAGUGCUCUAUGUCCACGCCAACUCGGGGGCCAGUGCCGCGUCGCUUGCCAGCACCGGCGAGUCGAUGGGCCUGGAGGAUGUUGAUGGGGUGGCGCGCGCUGUGCUCGCCCAUUAUAAGCAGCGCGAGCAUAUUGCGCGCGCGCUCGACGAUCGCGCUGUCACCACGUGUACCACACUGCUGGCCGUCAUUGACUUUCUCACCUGCCAUCAGCGCGGCGCGUACGAGGACGCCUUGCAGAUAAUCGAGUCCACGCAGCUCUUACCCCUUGGAUCGACGGCAGACAGCGCCGCUGCCUCCUUGACUGCUGGCCAGUACGCUGAGCGCGUGCGCUCUCUGGAUGACUCGAUCACUCGCAACUUCUCGCUCAUUCUGCUUGUCGCCAUGGAUACUUUGUCGCGCCUGUACGCUGGCCUGAAGGAGUCGCCCUUCCUGGACGCCGUCAAGCAGGCCAACAUGCAGAUCUUGCGCAAGAAGGCUCGCUGCCUUAUGGUCUUUGCCGGCAUGAUCCAGUUCCGCAUGCCCUCAGACACUUACGCCAAGCUCAAUCGCAUGGACGUGUUUAUGAACUAGAUUUAAUGCACCAGCGCAAUUUGAUAUUUGUGAUGCGAAUAAAACGGUUUUCAGCGAUUAGUUUUGUCACCCGGAUAAUUUGGAUUCCAGUCCGAACGAUGUUGAUGCAUCCAUCUGUCUUGCUUGAGCGGCGUGGCGAUGGCAGAGUCAAAUAAGCCUGACAAGUGUAUUAAGUUCCGCUUUUAAUCAUAAUCAUUGAGCAGACUGUUACGCGCAAAAAUAAAGCAUCGUAC
Kickxella alabastrina is the source of this 2928-nucleotide messenger RNA. RefSeq names its product Nup93/Nic96-domain-containing protein. The transcript has a single exon. NCBI's taxonomy places the organism in Eukaryota, Fungi, Kickxellomycota, Kickxellomycetes, Kickxellales, Kickxellaceae. Gene Ontology annotation, biological process: protein import into nucleus; poly(A)+ mRNA export from nucleus. The annotation marks the transcript as partial. Gene Ontology annotation, cellular component: nuclear pore. The record is from RefSeq and is a predicted model, not a curated record. Gene Ontology annotation, molecular function: structural constituent of nuclear pore.